Molecule: messenger RNA, 2196 nt
Organism: Kwoniella shivajii
Lineage: Eukaryota; Fungi; Basidiomycota; Tremellomycetes; Tremellales; Cryptococcaceae
Exons: 10
Coding region: 1-2196 (731 amino acids)
Biological process (GO): regulation of DNA-templated transcription
Molecular function (GO): DNA-binding transcription factor activity, RNA polymerase II-specific; zinc ion binding
Source: RefSeq, a predicted model, not a curated record
AUGUCUGCAGAGGGCUCCUCGACACCUCUCAGUGCAGAUCUUUCGUCUUCUUUUCGCCCCAAAAAGAAAAGGACCAAUGUUGGAAAGGCAUGCGAGCCAUGUCGAAGAAGGAGGUGUAAAUGCGACGGAAUCAAGCCAUCUUGCACCACAUGUGCCGUCUAUAAGGAUGAGUGCUACUGGGAGCCUAGAGAAGACUACAGGAAACCCUUAUCGCGCCAACAGGUACAAGCUCUGACAACUAGAGUGCAAGAUCUCGAAAGACUACUUCGAGAGCACGGUCUUGACCCAGGAACGGCUGGGAAUACUGAACGGGCAGGGUCUGAGGAUGAAGGAGGAGAGCAUAGAAACAAUGUCGAGCCUGAAUCAUCCGGAGAUAUGAGAGAAUGGUCGCAGGAUCACCUGGUGGAGGGAGAAACUGGUGAACUGCAAGUUCAUGGUCCCACUUCCGCUUUCCGUCAUCUAAGUAAAUACAAUCACGAAGGGUCCAGAGAUUUGAACCAUGAAAUGUCACCGGAAUCCCCUGAAAGCCUUCCGUUCGGUUACUCUCGGUAUCUCCCUCAAGACGUCUAUCUCAAUGAAGUUCAGCAUGACCAGGCUAUUGAUCGCUUCUUCACAUUUUAUGCCUGCUGGGACAUGCGAACAGCAUUGCAUACCGAUAGUCCUGUUAAAACUGCUCAUUACUCCCCAAUGCUUCAUAAUGCUAUCCUCGCCAUAGCUCUCGGAUUUAGCGAGUGGCCAUAUCUUCGGGCAUCCGACACAAGGAAGAUAUUUGCUAAGAAAGCCAAAGAUUUCAUCGAUUAUGAGGGAAUGAAUCCGGCGGUGGCAACUGUACAAGCAUUUGCACACCUGGCAUCGUAUCAUAGCUUAGCAGCAGAGCAUAAUCUUGUGGGCCUCAACAUGGAUGAUACACGGUUAUUGAGGAAAGGGAAUGUCACGGCAGUGCAAGCUAGAGAAGAGGGAUUAUGGGCUCCAUAUAUUGGACGAUCUAUUUCUUUGCCAGAGUUCACGGCUUUACCUCCCACCAUUGACGACGAGCUCGAUAAUCAUAUAUGGAACCCCGAGGACCCUCCCACUGGUACAGACUGUCCAUUGAGACCUCAGCCUGGAAUGAUCAGCACAACCUUUGUGCACACUGUCAAGUUGAUGAGGAUAGGAGAGAGGAUCAUGAACACAUUCACAUGGCUGGAGUCACUUCCGCCGGCUUUGACUUUUCAUAAUCACGCUCCCAAGAAUGGAUUGCCUCAUAUCCUCAUGCUCCAUCUUUCACAAGCUUGGCUUGUCAUACUGCUUCAUCGACCUUUCUAUCGGCCCCUUGCCGGUCUGCCGUCCGGGUCUAGCUCGGACGGUGCGAUUCCACCAGGGUCGUCAACAGCUGCGUGGGCAGUCAAGCAAUGUGAUCGAGCGGCUUUGCAGGUGAUCACGCUGCUGCAGAUCUGGCACCGACUGCACAAUCUCCGAUUUUGUCCUCCAACCGCCAUCCAAUGUUGCUUUAUCGCUGGAACUACUCAUUUGUUGUCGCUAGCCAGCUCUCAAGCACCAAAGAAACAAACCGAGGCACUGGGCCGGGCGCAAGAAUGUAUACGGCUGAUGAAGCUGAUGGCAGUUUCUUGGCCAGCGGCUCGUGGUCAGCAAGUUUUGCUGGAGAAUUUGUUGUCUGAAUAUGGCUUGUCCUUAGGCUCUCAGCGUCUGACUGAGCAGAUAGAGAAGAUCAGUCUUGCGAAAGAGGAGCCUCCUUUCGAUUUCAUUCCACACACUACACAGAAUCUUGCUACAAGGGUCAAUGAAUCACCUAUGACUAUUCAAGAUCCCCCUCAAGUCCAAAAUACACAACACGCAUAUCAACAGAACUAUCCUAAUCCCAUAAAUAUUCCCUCCACUCCGUUGGGUAUGACGCUUGCUCCGUCAACAGGAGUGAUCAACGAACUCAACGCGUGGAUGAGUAGUAGCGGGAGUCAAACUGCGUAUCCCAUCGAUGCUCUCUCUUCCAGCUUCGAAGCCUCGUCUCAACCGUCCAUGUUGGACGGCUUUAUGCCAAAUCAAGGUGUAAACCCCGCUACGAAUCAUCAUACUCAUACAGCUUGGAAUCCCAAUGGCUUUGAAUUAGACCGGGAGACUCAAGCACUGCUGGACAACAUAUUGAGACCUCACUUGGAUGUGGAAGAUCCAUUGCAGUAUGAAUUUGGAAGUGGGUUCUAG